UCCCAUUGAGAUGGCAUGGGGAAUGAGGCAUGGCGUAGCAGGUGACUGAAAGUUAGGGAUAUAUUAAUACGAGCUUCAAGUCUAAUGUCGAUGGAGGAAGAAAGAGAAGGAAGGAAUUGAAGAUUAAAGAAGAGAUGGGAACAAUUUACAACAUUUCCUUAUUUAGAGUAACACCACCAUUCCAAACCAUCUCUUUCUUUCACCACACAAAUUCUCUGUCCAAACUUUCUAUGUAGUUUUGCUUAGUUUGGUUUUAUAUAAACACCAUCUUUGCAUUGACUCAGUGUGAGUUCACGUCUAGCGUUGAUUCUAACUCGUUCGUCCCUAAAGAUCUUCUGAUAUCUCUCGAUUCUUUUGGUCCUUUGAUUUCGAGUUUCUGGGUGGGUAGAGCAACAUGGAUUCUCAGGUCUGGGUUGCUCUGGCGCUCUCACUCGUUGGGGGACUCAGUACUUCCUUAGGUGCACUUUUUGUGAUUCUUAAUCCGACUCCCAAUUUGAAGAUGCUUGGACUUCUUCAGGGUUUUGCUGCAGGUCUAAUGUUGAGCAUAUCAUUCCUAGAUUUGGCUCACAAUGCAAUAAACUCAAUUGGCUUUCUGAAAGGAAACCUAUGGUUUUUUUCAGGUGUUAUUUUCUUUGCUCUGAUUGCUAAUUUUAUUCCAGAGCCAUCACUCGCUCCUGUUCCAAGUAGGAAAGAUAAAAAGAAAAAUGGGGACGAAGGGGGCAAGGAUAUCAUGAAAAAGCAUCGUCGUCAAGUCUUAUACAGUGGGAUUGUGACAGCAAUAGGCAUAAGCUUGCACAAUUUUCCAGAAGGAAUGGCAGUGUUCCUUGGAUCUAUGAAGGGUCUUCGUGUUGGGGUCAACUUGGCGCUGGCUAUUGCUUUGCACAACAUCCCAGAGGGUGUGGCCGUUGCACUUCCUGUUUACUUUGCAACACAAAGCAAGUGGCAGGCAUUCAAAUUGGCAACCCUUUCUGGUUUUGCUGAACCGUUGGGUGUUAUAAUUGUGGCGUAUCUAUUCCCAAGCAGCUUGAAUCCUGAAAUUCUUGAAGGCCUUCUUGGAGCAGUUGGUGGAGUGAUGGCUUUUCUAACUCUGCAUGAGAUGCUUCCAUUGGCGUUUGACUAUGCGGGGCAAAAGCAAUCUAUAAAGGCGGUGUUCUUGGGAAUGGCUUUCAUGUCAGCAAGCUUAUAUUUUCUUGAAAUCAGCUUGCCCAAGGAGAUGAGCUUAUAGAGUUUGAUCAAUUUGUAUCAGGAUUCUACAUUGUACAUGUAUAUUAUUCUCAGCUGGUGUCUGCAUUUUGCUCACCGGCAUUAAAUAAACUUGCAUUGAUAUGAUA
Molecule: messenger RNA, 1331 nt
Organism: Humulus lupulus (European hop)
Lineage: Eukaryota; Viridiplantae; Streptophyta; Magnoliopsida; Rosales; Cannabaceae
Product: zinc transporter ZTP29
Exons: 12
Coding region: 395-1225 (276 amino acids)
Biological process (GO): zinc ion transmembrane transport
Cellular component (GO): membrane
Molecular function (GO): zinc ion transmembrane transporter activity
Source: RefSeq, a predicted model, not a curated record